UUUUUCCUUCGCUUCCUGCUGUACUAUUUACUUUAGUGAAAAAAUUUUUCCACGACAGUUUUUUCCUAAGAAAUAGAGAGCGAAGGUAGGAGGAGCCCGACUGAGAAGUGUGUCUCUCUCUCUCUCUCUCUCUCGCUCUCUCUCUCUCUCACUCUCUCACACACACGCUCCCUCUUCCAUUCUGUCAUUGCCAUCUCGGCAGAACGGAGUCUGUUCAUUCCCAGCCACGCUGAAUGUGAGGGGAGGGACAGCACACGUUUGACUUUGUUUAAGUCCAAUUUCACAGAGGAAUAUUCUUUUUUUUCUUCACCACAUCCAAAGGAUCGGCAAGAACGAGGAAAACGAAAUUUUGCUUUGAGAGAGCACACUGACAUAAAACACAAUGGUCGCUGGAAUGCUGAUGCCCAUGCGGGAACUGAGGGCCAUCUAUGAGAUCCUGUUUAAAGAUGGUGUCAUGGUGGCCAAGAAGGACAAGAGGCCUCAGACCAUGCACCCUGAACUUGAAGGUGUGAGAAACCUACAAGUAAUCCGUGCCAUGGGGUCUCUCAAGUCUCGGGGCUAUGUGAAGGAGACAUUUGCCUGGAGACAUUUCUACUGGUACCUGACCAAUGAGGGCAUUGUUCACCUGCGUGACUACCUCCGCCUGCCCCCUGAGAUUGUCCCUGCAUCCUUGCAAAGGAUCAGGAAGCCAGCCGCCACCAUGGCCAUUGGCUACCGGGCUGCACAGGUCCAAACUGUGGAAGGUCCUACAUCUUAUGUUCCCAAGCCAGGACGCAGGGGAGAGGCAGAGAGCCAAGAGUCUCUGACUGAGCGUCACGGCUACCGCCAUUCGAUGAUGGGUCCCGGAGAAAAAGAGAGCUCCUCUGAUAGGACCCCCAGGUUUAGGGGUCGCCCGCUGGCUGCAGAACCAGUCAGGCCCAAAGCAUCAUGGGAGGUGGAGGACCAGCCUCAACCUCUGUUUGGUCGGGGGAACAGCUUCAGAAGUGAGGCAGCGGUGAUGGAGGAGAGCAAGGUAAGAAGAGUCUCUCGUCAGCAUCCUGAUGUGAGCAGUGAGAAGCCAGCAGCAACAUCACAGGAGAGAAGAGUGUCUGAAGUCCAAAAGGAGAGGGCACCAAUGUCUGUCCAGGUUCAGAGAGCAGCUUUGAAACAGGAUGCGCCGCAGACCACUCCAUCAUCAGUGUCCUCCAAGACAGCUCUACCAUUUACCAGGGCUUCAGGUGCUGUAACAUCAAAGAUUCCAGCUGAACCCUGGUCUCCUAAAACAAAUAAAGAGAAGCUCAAGAUCGCUGAUGAAAAAGCUUCCAUGAAGGCGGGUUAUGUUGUAACAAGCAAUUCAACUACCACAACUCUUGCUGUUACAGAGAUCAAAGAGGAGAAGACAAAAAAGGUGGCCAUGGAUCCAAUUAGACCUGCAGAGGUCAAGGCGACAGCUGAAACAGCAAAUUAUAAAGCAAAGCCCCAAACAGUUAUUACAAUGGCUGCUGCUGAGAAAACCACCAGUCUCCUUACUGCCACAACACCUGCCAAUAAAGAUGUGAAGGAAGAGACAACUAAAAAGGUGAUUGUUGAUCCAGUUAAAUCUGAUUCAGAGAUCAAAGAGGAGAAGACAAAAAAGGUGGCCAUGGAGGUGGCCAUGGAUCCAAUUAGACCUGCAGAGGUCAAGGCUUCAGCUAAAACAGCAACUGAUAACAUUAAUGCCCAGACAGUUAUCGCAAUGGCUUCUGGCCCUGUCAUCACAAAACUAGUCAAUAAAGAUUUAAAUGAAGAGAAGACAAAAAAGGUGAUUGCUGGUCCAGUUACAUCUUCAGAGGUCAAGGCUUCAGCUAAAACAGCACCUGAUGACAUGAAUACCAAGCCAGGUAUUCCAGUGUCUGCUGCUCAGGAAACCUCCAAACUCCCUGCUGCCAAUGCCACUCCCGUCCCUGUCAUCACAACACUAAUUGAUGAAGAGAAGCCUAGAAGAGCAAAGGUUAAUGAGAAACCAGUUAAACCGGCAGAACUGAAGGCCCCAGUUGAAUUCAAAAUGGAUGUUGAGAAGGCCAAGAAAACUGUCACUCAGGAGACCACCAAACCACAGCCCAACAGUACCACCAGCAAGCCAGUAAAGGAGAUGUCUAAAGUAAAGGUCACCCAGGAGCCCAUUGAUACCAAAGUGACUUCAGUGAAUCUCUCAUCAAAGCCCAAAACUGAUGAAGCUCCCCAGAAAACUACUAAGGUGACUGAGUCCUCAAUAAUUGAAGUUAAAACUACCAUUACUACCACGACUCUCUCAGCAACAAUGGUCUGUUCUGAAGACGCAAAACCCGUCAAGGGGAGAGCUACAGAAACGGAGAUCAUUACAAAACAUGAGAAAACUGAUGUAAAGGUGACUCCUCAUGUCCAGAAAGAUGUCAAAAUAGUGCCAGAAGAGGUGCUUAAAGUCUCAGUACAGGGUGUCACAUCCCCUCAACACAGUCAAAAUGUUGCCACCACGGAGGUGGUUAUGGAAACCAAACAAAUGGUUGAGGCAAGUUCUAAAUCAAAAAGGAAGAAAAAGAAAUCUCCAGGUGAGAGUUCCAAGAUCGUCAAUGCUGAGGAGCUGUCGGCCGUUAAGUUGGAGAAGGAAAAACCCUGUAUAGACAAGACGCCUGAGGAGGUGGCUGAAAAUACCCUCCAACCCCAACCACUUACCUCAGAGCCACUGAGCAUGUGUACCAGCACAAAGACUCAGGGACCUGUAGAGGAAUAUACGGCUCAGGCUAAAAUAGAUAGCAAUGGGGGGGAAAUAAAGGAAGACCCUAAACAAAUUCCAGGGAAGCCAAUAAUGGAAGUCCCAAAACAAACUGAGGACCAAAGUAUUUUUGAAGUGGCGUCCCUGCCAUUAGAUCAGACUCCAUUAGUGCCCCCAGUGGAGCGUCCCGACGGUGCACUAGUAAAAGUCAAGGUUGAGGGAAGCAGUGUCAGGAAAAUAACACAUGGACCGUCAUGCUCCGAGGACGAGUCAAAAGCUAAAUUGCCUCACAUGGAGACAGUGAAAUCUGAGGGAAUGACUGUGACUAAAGUGGAAACUGUGACCGUGCAGAAAAUAACUCAAGUGGAGCUCGUACAAGCAAGUCCCAAACCUGAGGGCAAAAGCCCUGCAACAGCGUCAGAAUCUCAGAAACCCACAGUUGACACUAAGUCUCUUUUAACUACAGGGAAAGCUGAGGAAUCUUCAAAGGGUAAAAAGAAAGGCAAAGGGAAGAAGCAGGCUCAGGCAACAGUAUCAGACACCAUGAACACAAAGCCUGUGUUUUUGCCUGAAGCCGAGGCAUUAGCGUCCACUGACGUCUCAUUAUUGCCCAAGGGUACAGUGAAAGACAGCCGUGUCACGACCUCUGAAGUGACUGAACUGAGCGUUUCUCCAAAGAAGACCCCCGAAAGAAUGUGCAAUGUGCAGGAAGCCAGGCAGGCAGCAGCUGUGCUCUGUGAGGCCCCGGCAGACAAAGGGGAGGUGGAGCCAUCGGGGCUCUGUGCAGAAAAAAUCAAGCGGGAGGUUCCGAAACCAAAAACAUCCUCCACUGCGAGGGAAGCACCCGCAGCCGGAGAAUUUGAGUCAGCAGCACCAGCGGCGAGAGCAGAGGCAGCUGCAGCUCAGGCACAGGCCAGCCCCUUUGGCAAGCAAGAGGAGCCUCCCAGAGUUGCACAACGUUCAGCCCGUCAGGCAGCAGAGCGCAGCACAGAGAAAAGGCUCUCUUUCGGCGAGGCCUCGAAGCAGAAGGAAGAGAAGAAGAAGGACUUGGCGGAGGACACACCCUCUGCCACUGCCACACCCGCAGCUGCCAAGCUUGACCAGGUGCACCUAGGGGACACCUGCGAGUCCGUCAGCCCUGACGCAGACGAAGCAGCCAUGAAGAGAAAAAUCGUAGUGGUUGAGGAGAUAGUUGAGGUGAAGCAGGUCAUCAGUCCAGAGGACACUGGGGAGCAGCCCCCUCCUCCACCUGUGCAACCCGAGGAGGAGGACGAGGACGAGGAACUGGACCUGGAUGUCCUGGAAGAGAUUGCCAUAGAGCGGGCACUUUUAUCGGCGCCGCCGCCGGGGGCCUGGAUGCGAGGAGCCUCACCUGAGGGAACCUGGGACCACUCACUGGACGAGCCAGAGGAGAAGACAUGGCCACACUUCAUUGAAGUCAACCCCUCGGCUCGGGCUAUCGCAUGUUACAGCGGUGAGAGAGAGAGGCGUCGGCUUCCAGUCAGAUGCACCGCUCCGUGCUGUGCGUGCAGAGAUGAACGAGAUCGAGUGCAGAAAAAGACCUUCACGAAAUGGGUGAACAAGCACCUGAUGAAGCAUCGGAGGGCAGAGUCGCAGCAUCACGUGACGGACCUGUAUGAAGACCUCCGAGAUGGACACAACCUGAUCUCGCUGUUGGAGGUCCUCUCCGGGGACACGCUGCCCAGAGAGAAGGGCCGCAUGCGAUUCCACAAACUGCAGAAUGUACAGAUAGCGCUGGACUUCCUCAGACACCGCCAGGUCAAGCUGGUGAACAUCAGAAACGAUGACAUAGCGGAUGGGAACCCCAAGCUCACCCUGGGGUUAAUAUGGACCAUCAUCCUGCACUUCCAGGUCUCCUCAUCUAUCUCAGACAUUCAGAUCAACGGCCAGUCGGAGGACAUGACGGCCAAGGAGAAGCUGCUGCUCUGGUCCCAGAGGAUGACGGACGGCUACCAGGCCAUCCGCUGCGACAACUUCACCACCAGCUGGAGGGACGGCAAGCUCUUCAACGCCGUCAUCCACAAACACCAUCCCAGACUCAUCGACAUGAACAAAGUGCACCAACAGACCAACCUGCAGAACCUGGAACAGGCCUUCACUGUGGCAGAGAGCGACCUGGGGGUGACCCGCCUACUGGACCCUGAGGAUGUCGAUGUCCCACACCCCGAUGAGAAGUCCAUCAUCACCUACGUGUCAUCCCUGUAUGACGCCAUGCCUCGGAUGGAUGUAGGCAGAGCCAACGAGCUGGAGCUGCGCUGGCAGGAGUACUACGAGCUGGUGACUCUUAUAAUCCAGUGGAUCCGCCACCAUGUCAUGAUCUUCGAGGAGAGGAAGUUCCCGGCCAGCUACGAGGAGAUCGAGCUCCUUUGGCGCCAGUUCCUGAAGUUCAAAGAGACGGAGCUGCCAGCGAAAGAGGGCGACAAGAACCGGUCCAAGCACAUAUACCAGUCCUUCGAGAGUGCCGUGCAUGCCGGCCAGGUGAAGGUCCCCCCGGGCUACCAUCCCAUUGACGUGGAGAAGGAGUGGGGUCGACUUCACGUGGCCAUCCUGGAAAGAGAACGUCUGCUCAGGAUCGAGUUUGAGCGACUCGAGAGGCUUCAGAGGAUUGUCAGUAAAGUCCAGAUGGAGUCGGCGUCGAGCGACAGCCAACUCAGCCACCUGGAGACCCUGCUGCAGACGGACAUCCGUCUGAUGAGCGCGGGGAAACCAGCUCAGCACACGGCAGAAUUGGAGCGGGAGCUGGACAAGGCCGACAACAUGAUCCGCCUGCUCUUCAACGAUGUGCAGAUACUCAAGGACGGGCGCCACCCUCAGGCUGAACAGACGUACCGCAGGGUUUACCGGCUCCACGAGCGCUUGGUGAACUUGCGCACCGAUUACAACCUGCGCCUGAAGAACACCGUGACGAUGAGCAAGGUUACCAUGACGCAGCAGAGCUCCGGGAGGAUUCGGCCCGAGAUGGAUGACGUGACCAUCCGCUACGUCAAAGACCUCCUGGCCUGGGUGGAGGAGAACCAGCUCCGCAUCGACGAGGCGGAGUGGGGCUCUGAUCUGCCCUCUGUGGAGUCCCAGCUGGGCAGCCACCGGGGCCUGCACCAAACGGUGGAGGACUUCCGAUCCAAGAUCGAACGGGCCAGGGCCGACGAGAGCCAGCUGUCUCCUAUCGGCAAGGGCUCGUACAGAGAAUACAUGGGUAAACUGGACCUGCAGUACGCCAAGCUACUGAACUCUUCCAAGUCCCGCCUGAAGAACUUGGAUUCACUCCACGCCUUCAUCGGCGCUGCCACUAAGGAGAUGAUGUGGUUGAAUGACAAAGAGGAGGAGGAGGUCAACUUUGACUGGAGCGACAGGAACACCAACAUGGCGGCUAAGAAAGACAACUACUCGGGUCUCAUGCGAGAGCUGGAGCUGAGGGAGAAGAAAGUCAAUGAUCUCCAGGUCAUGGGAGACAAACUUGUCCGGGAUGGACAUCCCGGCAAGAAGACGGUUGAAGCCUUCACAGCCGCCCUGCAGACUCAGUGGAGCUGGAUCCUCCAGCUGUGCUGCUGUAUCGAGGCUCAUCUCAAAGAAAACACAGCCUACUACCAGUUCUUUGCCGAUGUGAAAGAGGCUCAGGACAAGAUGAAGAAAAUGCAAGAGAACAUGAAAAAGAAGUACAGCUGCGACCGCUCCACCACGACCACGCGGCUGGAGGACCUGCUGCAGGACGCCGUGGAGGAGCGAGAGCAGCUGAAUGAAUACAAGACCCUUGCGACCGGCCUGAACAAGAGAGCCAAGUCCAUCAUCCAGCUGAAACCACGCAACCCCACCACCUCCAUCAAAGGCAAACUGCCCAUUCAGGCCAUCUGCGACUUCAAGCAGCAGGAGAUCACCGUCCAUAAAGGAGACGAGUGCGCGCUCCUCAACAACUCGCAGCCCUUCAAGUGGAAGGUGCUGAACCACUCGGGACACGAGUCGGUGGUGCCCUCCGUCUGCUUCAUGGUGCCUCCGGUCAACAAGGAGGCCGUGGACGGCGUGUCCAGCCUGGAUUCAGGUUAUCAGCAGAUGGUGACCAUGUGGCAGACGUUCCAUAUAGACAUGAAGAGCUUGCUGUCGUGGCAGUACCUGAUGAGGGACUACACGCAGAUACGCACCUGGAACAUCACCAUGUUGAGGACCAUGAAACAGGAGGAGUACAGGCUGAUGAUGAGGAACCUGGAGCUCCACUACCAGGACUACAUGCGCGACAGCCAGGACUCGCAGCUCUUUGGCCCCGACGACCGCAUGCAGGUCGAGGAGGACUACACCAAGUCCACAAAGCAUUUCGAACACCUGCUCCGCUCCAUGGAGAAAGGUCAACAGGAUGAAACUCUGUGCAUGAACUACAUCUCUGAGAUCAAGGACCUGCGCGUGAGCAUCGAGGACUGCGAGACGGGGACCGUGGCUCGCAUACGCAAACCUAUGGAGAAGGAACCUCUGAAAGAAUGUGUUCAGAAGACAGCAGACCAGCAGAAAGUCCAGGUGAAGCUUAAGGGCCUCAAGAAGGACCUUGACAACGUGUCUGUGAGGACAAAAGAGGUCUUGGCCUCCCCUCAGCAGUCUGCCUCGGCUCCUGUCCUGCGCUCAGAGCUUGAACUCACCGUGCAGAAGAUGGAUCAUGCCAGCAUGCUCUCCACGGUUUAUCUCGAUAAGCUGAAGACUGUGGAAAUGGUCAUCCGUAACACACAGGGUGCUGAGGGAGUUCUCAAGCAGUAUGAGGACUGUCUGCGUGAGGUUCACACCGUGCCCAGCGAUGGCAAGGAAGUAGAGGCUUACAGAACAACGCUUAAGAAAAUGCGAGUGGAGGCCGAGGGUGAACAGCCAGUGUUUGACUCUCUGGAAGAAGAGCUGAAGAAGGCCACCGCCGCGAGCAACAAGAUGUCCCGCGUGCACAGCGAGCGGGACGUCGAGCUGGACCACUACCGCCAGCUGCUGUCUGGUCUUCAGGACCGCUGGAAGGCCGUGUUCGCCCAGAUGGACAUCCGCCAGAGAGAGCUGGAUCAGCUCGGCCGCCAGCUGGGCUACUAUCGCGAGAGCUACGACUGGCUGAUCCGCUGGAUUUCUGACGCCAAGGAAAGGCAGGAGAAGAUCCAGGCCGUGUCCAUCACCGACAGCAAAACUCUCAAUGAGCAACUGACUCAGGAGAAGAACCUGCUGGAGGAGAUUGAGAAUAACAAAGACAAAGUUGACGAGUGUCAAACAUAUGCUAAAGGUUACAUUAAUACUAUCAAGGACUAUGAACUCCAGCUGGUUGCCUACAAAGCUCAUAUGGAUCCUCUUGCUUCUCCCUUGAAGAAGACCAAACUGGAUUCUGCCUCUGACGACAUCAUUCAGGAGUAUGUAACGCUGAGGACCCGGUACAGUGAGCUGAUGACUCUGACUAGUCAGUACAUCAAGUUCAUCACCGACACGCAGCGCCGCCUGGAGGACGAGGAGAAAGUUGCAAAGAAACUCAAAGCAGAAGAGCAGAAAAAAAUGGCCGAGAUGCAGGCUGAGUUAGACAAACAGAAGCAGUUAGCUGCAGCGCACGCAAAGGCCAUUGCCAAAGCUGAGAAAGAGGCUCAAGAGCUGAAGCUCAAAAUGCAGGAAGAAGUUAGCAGGAGAGAGAUUGCUGCUGUAGAUGCAGAGAAGCAAAAGCACAACAUCCAGCUGGAACUGCAUGAGCUCAAAAAUCUAUCUGAGCAACAGAUCAAGGACAAAAGCAACCUGGUGGAUGAGGCUCUUCACAGCAGGACCAAGAUUGAGGAGGAAAUCCACAUCAUCAGGAUCCAACUCGAGACGACAGUAAAACAAAAGUCUUCCGCGGAAUCCGAGCUCAAGCAACUUCGUGUAAGAGCAGCCGAAGCGGAGAAACUCAGAAAGGCCGCCCAGGAGGAAGCUGAGAAGCUCCACAAACAGGUCAAUGAGGAGACCCAGAAAAAGCGCGUGGCAGAGGACGAACUCAAACGCAAAUCCGAGGCAGAGAAAGAAGCUGCUAAGCAAAAGCAAAAAGCUCUGGAAGACCUGGACAAUCUCAAGAUGCAGGCCGAGGAGGCUGAAAGGCAAGUGAAGCAAGCCGAGAUCGAAAAGGAGAGACAAAUCAAGGUCGCACACGUGGCAGCCCAGAAGAGUGCCGCGGCUGAGCUCCAGAGCAAACAGAUCUCCUUUGUGGAAAAGACCUCGAAGUUGGAGGCAUCCCUCAAACAAGAGCAUGGCGCUGUCCUUCAGCUGCAACAGGAAGCGGCACAUCUCAAGAAACAACAGGAGGAUGCGAUAAAUGCCAGAGAGGAGGCAGAAAGGGAGCUUGAGAAGUGGAGGCAAAAAGCUAAUGAGGCCCUCCGUCUCAGACUCCAGGCUGAGGAAGAAGCUCACAAAAAGAGCCUCGCUCAAGAAGAUGCUGAGAAACAAAAGGAGGAGGCUGAGCGUGAGGCUAAAAAGAGAACCAAAGCUGAAGAGUCGGCCCUGAAGCAGAAAGAGAUGGCCGAGAAAGAGCUCGACAGGCAGCGGAAGGUAGCUGAGAGCACAGCUCAGCAGAAACUCACCGCGGAACAGGAACUGAUACGACUUCGGGCCGACUUUGACAACGCAGAACAGCAGAGGUCCCUCCUUGAAGAUGAACUGUACCGCCUGAAGAAUGAAGUCGUCGCAGCGCAACAACAAAGGAAGCAGCUGGAGGAUGAGCUGGCCAAAGUGCGGAGUGAAAUGGAUAUCCUCAUUCAACUGAAGUUCAAGGCAGAAAAGGAGACCAUGUCCAACACGGAGAAGAGCAAACAACUUCUUGAGGCUGAAGCCAGCAAGAUGAGGGACGUGGCGGAGGAAGCCAGCAAGCUUCGAGCCAUCGCAGAGGAGGCCAAGCAUCAGAGGCAAGUUGCUGAGGAAGAGGCAGCUCGUCAGAGAGCGGAGGCUGAGAGGAUUCUCAAAGAGAAGCUGGCUGCAAUCAGCGACGCCACUCGUUCCAAAACAGAGGCCGAAAUCGCCCUGAAAGAGAAAGAGGCUGAAAACGAAAGACUCCGCCGUCAAGCAGAGGAUGAGUCGUACCAGAGGAAAGCUCUUGAAGACCAGGCUAACCAGCACAAGCAAGAGAUUGAGGAAAAGAUCGUCCUACUCAAAAAAUCCUCUGAGGCUGAAAUGGAUCGACAGAAAGCAAUAGUGGACGACACUCUGAAACAGAGGCGAGUCGUCGAAGAAGAAAUCCGAAUUCUGAAGCUCAACUUUGAAAAGGCCUCAUCUGGAAAACUUGAUCUGGAGCUGGAACUGAACAAGCUCAAGAACAUUGCGGAGGAGACUCAACAGAGCAAACUAAGAACUGAGGAAGAGGCGGAGAAACUAAGGAAGCUUGCCCUUGAGGAGGAGAAGAGGAGGAGGGAAGCGGAGGAGAAGGUUAGGAAGAUCACCGCUGCAGAGGAAGAGGCAGCCAGACAGUGCAAGGCCGCCCAAGAAGAGCUCGCUCGUCUGAAAAAGAAAGCCGAAGAGGCCAGGAAGCAGAAAGACGUGGCCGACAUCGAAGCAGAAAAACAGAUUGUUGCAGCCGAACAAGCAGCCCUGAAAUGCAAUGCAGCUGAGCAUCAAGCCCAAAGUGUCCUCGCCCAACAGAAGGAAGACAGCAUCAUGAAGAAGAAGCUUCAGGCAGAGUACGAGAAAGCCAAGAAGCUAGCCAAGGAGGCAGAGGCCGCCAGGGAGAAGGCAGAGAGGGAGGCGGCUCUGUUUCGCCAACAAGCAGAGGAAGCAGAGCGGCAGAAGGCCGCGGCCGAGCAAGAGGCUGCAAACCAGGCCAAAGCUCAGGAGGAUGCGGAAAGGUUGCGGAAGGAGGCUGAAUUUGAAGCUGCCAAACGAGCACAAGCAGAAACUUCAGCACUCAAGCAGAAGCACCAGGCCGACGCUGAGAUGGCAAAGCACAAAAAACUGGCAGAGCAAACAUUGAAACAGAAGUUCCAAGUGGAGCAAGAGCUCACAAAGGUUAAACUGAAGCUUGACGAUACCGAUAAACAGAAAUCCGUCCUGGAUGAAGAGCUGCAGCGCUUGAAGGAUGAGGUUGAUGACGCUGUCAAACAAAGGGGCCAGGUAGAGGAGGAGCUCUUCAAGGUCAAGGUUCAGAUGGAGGAGCUGCUCAAACUGAAAAUCAGAAUUGAGGAGGAAAAUCAACGCCUCAUCAAGAAGGACAAAGACAACUCUCAGAAAUUCCUUGCCGACGAGGCUGACAUUAUGAAAAGGCUCGCUGAGGACGCCGCCAGACUUAGUGUUGAAUCCCAAGAGGCUGCACGCCUGAGACAGAUUGCAGAAGAAGACCUCAAUCAGCAACGAGCUCUUGCAGAGAAAAUGCUCAAAGAGAAAAUGCAGGCCAUACAGGAGGCAUCUCGACUUCGAGCUGAGGCGGAGAUGCUCCAAAGACAGAAGGACUUGGCUCAGCAGCAGGCACAACAGCUGCUAGAGGAUAAACAACUAAUGCAACAGCGUCUGGAAGAAGAGACGGAGGAAUACCAGAAGUCACUUGGAGCGGAGAGGAAAAGGCAGUUGGAGAUUGUAGCUGAAGCCGAAAAACUCAAACUCCAAGUUUCUCAGCUCAGCGAAGCCCAGGCCAGAGCCGAGGAGGAGGCCAAAAGAUUCAAGAAGCAAGCUGAUAAUAUUGCUACCCGCCUUCAUGAGACGGAGAUAGCCACCAAAGAAAAAAUGACUGCAGUGAAAAAAAUGGAAGACGAGAGAGUCAAUACCAGCAAAGAGGCUGGCGAUUUACGCGACGCAAUCGCAGACCUAGAGAGGGAGAAGGCUAGACUGAAAAAAGAAGCAGAAGAACUUCAAAAUAAGUCUAAAGAGAUGGCUGAUGCACAGCAGAAACAAAUUGAACAUGAGAAGACGGUGCUCCAGCAGACAUUCCUGACAGAGAAGGAGAUGCUUUUGAAGAAGGAGAAGCUAAUUGAAGAUGAGAAAAAGAGGCUGGAGAGCCAGUUUGAAGAAGAAGUCAAAAAGGCCAAAGCUCUCAAAGACGAACAGGACCGCCAGAGACAGCAGAUGGAGGAGGAGAAGAAGAAACUCCACGCUACCAUGGAUGAGGCCCUCAAUAAACAAAAAGAGGCUGAGAAAGAUAUGCUUAACAAGCAAAAAGAAAUGCUGGAACUGGAGAAGAAGAGACUCGAGCAGGAAAAGAUUCUUGCAGAAGAGAACCAGAACUUGCGCCAGAAGCUGCAGCAGCUUGAGGAAGCACAACACACUAACAAAGAACAGCUCGUCGGUGUUACAACUGUUGAAAUAACAAAGACUAUUUACAAUGGACAAAAUGCCAGUGAUGUGGUAGACAGUGUGGAGAAUAGACCAGAUCCCUUGGCUUUUGACGGCAUACGUGAGAAGGUACCUGCAAGCAGACUUCAUGAGGUUGGCCUUUUAUCCAAGAAGGAGUUUGACAAGCUAAAAAAAGGCAAAACAACUGUUCAAGAGCUUGGUGAGACUGCAAAACUUAAAACAACUCUUCGAGGAAAGAAUUGCAUUGCUGGAGUUUUGACACCAUCUAAUCAAAAAAUGUCAAUCUAUCAAGCAUCAAAAGAGAAGAAGAUUACUCCUGGCACAGCCAUGAUCCUUCUUGAAGCUCAAGCAGCUACAGGUUACAUGUUAGAUCCUAUUAAGAACCAGAAGCUUUCUGUUAAUGAGGCUGUCAAGGAAGACUUGAUUGGCCCUGAACUGCACAACAAAAUGCUUUCAGCAGAGAGGGCAGUUAUUGGCUACAAAGAUCCAUACACUGGUGGAAAGAUCUGUGUCUUUGAAGCCAUGAAGAAGGGUCUGAUCGAACGUGAUCAUGCCAUCAGAGUCCUUGAGGCUCAGCUUGCAACUGGUGGCAUCGUCGAUCCUAUCAAUAGUCACCGUGUACCCAAUGAAAUUGCCUACAAACAGGGACAAUAUGAUGUUGAAAUGAAUAAGAUUAUGGAGAAACCUUCAGAUGACACAAAGGGAUACUUUGACCCCAGCACUCAGGAACCAUUGACAUAUUCUGAGCUAAUGACAAGAUGCACUACAGACCCUGACACCAAUCUGCUACUCCUGCCAAUCACGGACAAAGCUGCUCAGUGCUCAAGUAUAUACACAGAGGAGGAGACCAAGGAUCUGUUCAGCAACACAACUGUGGCUGUGCCAUUCGGACGAUUCAAGGGGAAGACUGUCACCAUUUGGGAAAUAAUCAAUUCUGAGUACUUCACUGAGGACCAGAAGAAGGACCUUCUCCGUCAAUACAAGACAGGCAAAAUCACCAUCGAAAAAAUCAUUAAGAUUGUCAUUACUGUGGCAGAGGACAAAGAGAAGAAGAAUGAGAUUACUUUUGAUGGUUUGAGAGCACCUGUACCUGCCACUGAACUCCUGGAAUCCAAAAUCAUUGACAAAGACCUCUACAACAAAUUGCACAAGGGCAAUAAGACAGUAAAAGAAGUGUCUGAAAUGGAGCCUGUCCACAAAGCACUGAAGGGUACAAACUGCAUUGCAGGUGUAAUGAUUGACUCAUGCAAGGAGACAAUGUCCUUCUAUCAAGCUAUGAAGAAAGACAUGAUGAGGGCAGGGCCUGCCCUUAAUAUGCUUGAAGCCCAAGCAGGAACAGGCUACGUGGUUGACCCUGUUCAUAAUCAGAAGUACACUGUUGAUGAAGCUGUCAAAGCAGGUGUUGUUGGUCCUGAGCUGCAUGAAAAACUCCUCUCUGCAGAGCGAGCUGUUACAGGUUACAAGGAUCCUUACACUGGCAAGACAGUGUCUCUGUUCCAGGCAAUGAAAAAAGAUCUCAUCCCUAAAGAACAAGGAAUCCGACUGCUUGAUGCCCAGAUGACCACUGGUGGUAUCAUUGAUCCAGGAAAGAGCCAUCACAUUCCUCAUGAUGUGGCCUGCAAGAGAAGUUAUUUUGAUGAUGAAAUGAAACAAAUUCUUAACAGUCCCACUGAUGAAACUAAGUGCUUCUUUGACCCCAACACAAAAGAAAACGUCACAUACUCUCAGCUCUUCAAGAGAUGUGUCACUGAUGAGAAAACUGGCCUCCAGCUUCUGCCUCUUUCUGAUGAAGCAAUUCAUGCAAACGAGGAGCCAACAUACAGUGACGCCCAGACAAAAGAGGCUAUGACUCAGGCAACUGUGGAGCUUGACUCUGGACCAUUUAAGGGCAGGAAGAUGACCAUCUGGGACAUCAUCAACUCCGAAUAUCUCACUGAGGAACAAAGGCUUGACCUGCUCAGACAGUUUAGGUCAGGAAAGAUUACAAUUGAAAGGUUAAUCACAAUUGUCAUCACAAUUGUAGAUGAGAAAGAGACCAAGAUACGAGAACAGUCCAGCUUCAAGGGCCUGAGAGCUCCGGUUGCAGCAGCCUCUCUGUAUGACUCCAAAAUCAUUGACAAACCAACCUUUGACCUCCUUCAACAAGGCAAAACAACACCUAAACAAGUCAGUGAGAAUCCUAAUGUCAAUAAAUAUCUCCAGGGCUCUGAUAGCAUCGCUGGCAUCUAUCUGGAGCCAACCAAAGAGAAAAUAAGCAUUUAUCAGGCUAUGAAGAAAAAGCUCCUCAGACACAACACAGGUCUUUCACUUCUUGAGGCCCAGGCUGCCACUGGGUUUCUUGUAGAUCCAGUGAGGAAUCAGUGCCUGACAGUAGACGAGGCAGUGAAGUCAGGACUUGUUGGUCCAGAGCUACAUGAAAAACUUCUUUCUGCAGAAAAAGCUGUCACUGGCUAUAAAGAUCCAUUCACGGGUAACAAAAUCUCCCUCUUUGAAGCAGUGCAAAAAGAUCUCAUCCUGAAAGAACAUGCCAUGCCUUUGAUUGAGGCACAGAUGGUUAGUGGAGGAAUCAUUGACCCUGUAAAGAGCCACCGUGUCCCAACAGAUGUUGCAUAUCAGAAGAACAUUUUCAGCAAAGAAAUUGCUCAGACCCUAUCUGAACCAUCUGAUGACAACAAGGCUUUCUCAGACCCAGAAACCGAUGAGAAUGUUACUUACAGACAGCUUAAAGACAAGUGCCACAGAGAUCCGGAGACAGGCCUGUACAUCCUUCCACUCUCCAAGCCUCAGUCUCCAACUGUUGUGGAGAAGACAUACCUCUACACAGAGGAACAAACACAGAGUGACCUGACAGACACCCAGAUUGAAAUUCCAAUCGAGGGCCUUGCUGACACACCAGUGAACCUGUGGGAAAUUAUGAACUCAAAUUUGCUUCCAGAGCAAGAGAGGCAGAAGCUCAUGGAUGAAUAUCGCUCUGGUAGAAUCACUAAAGAGCGGAUGAUCAUCAUUAUUAUUGAGAUCAUGGAGCAGAGAGAGAUCAUCAUAAAUGAUAAUCCACUGUCAUAUAAGACUAUAAGGAGACGGAUAACGGUUGAGGAGCUCUACAAUGCCCGCAUCAUUGACUUGGAGACGUACAACCUCCUUAAACAGGGCAAGAGGGACAUCCGUGACAUAAUGGAGAUGACCAAUGUGAAACAGUAUCUCUAUGGCACAGGCUGUGUUGCUGGGGUCACAACAGACUCAAGCUCCAAGAUAAGCAUAUACCAAGCAAUGAAGAGAGGUUUUAUCAAGCCAGAACUAGCCCUCAGCCUCCUUGAAGCACAAGCUGCAACUGGAUUCAUUGUCGAUCCAGUUAAAAAUGAAACACUCACGGUUGACGAAGCUGUGCGUAAGGGUGUUGUUGGCCCUGAGAUCCACGAUAAACUUCUUUCAGCUGAGAGAGCAGUCACUGGAUACAAAGAUCCAUACAGUGGGAAAAUCAUAUCUCUUUUCCAGGCCAUGAAAAAGGAUCUUGUUCCAGAGGAUUAUGCUCUAAAAAUGUUAGAGGCACAAACCGCCACUGGUGGUAUUAUUGAUCCAGAAUUCCAGUUCCACCUGCCAGCAGACAUUGCCAUGCAAAGAGGUUACAUCAACAAGGAAACCAACGAGAAGCUGACUGACCGUGUUAAGGGAUUCAUUGACCCUGUCAAUGAUGAAGACCUGUCAUAUGCACAGCUGCUCAAGAGAUGCAAGUUAGAUGGUGGGUUGCGCCUACUCUCCAUGGGAGACAAGAGACUGAUGUUCAAGGGUCUGAGGAAACAGAUCACAAUGGAAGAGCUGAUCCGCUCACAAAUUAUUGACCAGCAGACUGUCACUGAACUGAAUGAAGGUCUUAUUUCAGUGGAGGAGGUUAGCAGUAGACUAGCGAGGUACCUUGAGGGCACAAGCUGUAUUGCUGGUGUAUUUUUAGAGUCCUCAAAGGAUCGUCUAUCAAUUUACCAGGCCAUGAAAAAGAAUAUGAUUAGGCCAGGCACAGCAUUUGAACUCCUUGAGGCACAGGCAUCCACAGGAUAUGUUAUUGAUCCCAUCAAAAACCUUAAACUGACUGUCAAUGAUGCAGUGAAAAUGGGUAUUGUAGGACCCGAAUUCAAAGACAAGCUCCUCUCUGCUGAACGUGCAGUCACCGGAUAUAGAGAUCCUUAUUCAGGCAAGACAAUCUCCCUGUUCCAGGCCAUGAAAAAGGGGCUCAUCUUGAAAGAUCAUGGAAUCCGUCUCCUUGAAGCCCAGAUUGCCACUGGUGGAAUCAUUGACCCAGAGGAAAGUCACCGUCUGCCAGUUGAGAUGGCAUACAAACGUGGCUUCUUUGAUGAGGAAAUGAAUGAGAUCUUGACAGAUCCAUCUGAUGACACUAAAGGCUUCUUUGACCCCAACACUGAAGAAAACCUAACCUACCUCCAGCUCAUGGAGAGGUGCAUCACUGAUCCUGACACUGGGCUGGUGCUCCUGCUUUUGAAGGAAAAGAAGCAGGAAAGGAAGACCUCCUCAAAAUCCUCCGUUCGUAAACGCAGAGUUGUCAUCGUAGACCCUGAGUCUGGUAAAGAAAUGACUGUGUAUGAGGCCUACAGGAAGGGACUUAUUGACCAUCAAACAUACCUGGAACUUGCUGAGCAGGAGUGUGAAUGGGAAGAGAUCACAAUUACUUCCUCUGAUGGUACUGUCAAAUCAGUUAUUAUUGACAGAAGGUCUGGCAGACAGUACGAUGUUGAUGAUGCUCUUUCACGUGGCCUCAUUGACCAGAAUGCCCUUGAUUUAUACCGAUCUGGAAACCUGGCCAUCACAGAAUUUGCUGAUAUGCUUUCUGGCAACAUGGGAGGCUUCCGCUCACGCACAUCCUCCUUUGGUUCCACCACUGGUUCUACCUACUCCUCUCCCAUGAGCCCCAUACCCACCAUUAAACCACCUGCAGUCAUAUGGAAUGACCCGGCAGAGGAGACUGGCCCUGUAGCUGGAAUGUUGGACAUAGACACACUGGAGAAGGUGUCUAUUACUGAGGCCAUACACAGAAACCUGGUAGACAACAUCACUGGCCAAAGAUUGUUGGAGGCCCAAGCCUGCACAGGAGGAAUAAUUGAGCCCACAACUGGAGAGAGAUUCUCAAUCGCUGAUGCAACAGAAAAAGGCCUUGUGGAUAAAAUCAUGGUUGAUCGCCUGAGCCUGGCUCAAAAAGCAUUCAGUGGAUUUGAAGACCCCAGGACUAAAAUAAAGAUGUCUGCCUCCCAGGCUCUUAAGAAAGGCUGGUUGUAUUAUGAAGCUGGACAGCGUUUCCUUGAGGUCCAAUAUCUGACUGGUGGACUUAUUGAGCCUGAUGUCGAGGGCAGAGUGACACUAGAUGAAUCUAUCAGGAAGGGCACAAUUGAUGCCCGCACUGCCCAGAAACUGAGAGAUGUCGGUGCUUAUUCUAAAUAUCUAACAUGUCCAAAAACCAAACUGAAAAUCUCCUACAAAGAUGCAAUGGACAAGAGCAUGGUCGAAGAAGAAACAAGCCUGAGACUUCUGGAGGCCUCCUCACAAUCCAGCAAAGGCCUCUACAGUCCCUACAAUGUCAGUAACCCUGGAUCUGCCUAUGGCUCCCGGACUGGCUCAAGGACCGGAUCCCGAACAGGCUCCAGAAGAGGCAGCAUUGAUGCUGGCUUUAGCACGAACAUCUCCUCCUCCUCCUUCACAUCCUCUUCAAGUGGCUUUAGCCGCAGAUUCUGAUUCGCUAGUUCUGUUCCUAACAAUAGUCCUAGCGUCUAAGAAUUAACAAUAAUAAUGCACUCUACAAUUGCAUUUUUCAUAUUAAAAAGAAUAGUUAAAGAAAAUAUUAUUUAUUUAUUCUGCCCUCAAGAAUUGACAAGGCUUUUUUUUUCAUAUAACAAUUGGGUAAACAUGUGCCUCAUAUAUGGAGACACAAACAAACAUUGCUAGAUAUAUAUUAUGCUUUUUUUCUUUAGUACUAAUUACUAAGUCAGUUUAUAUUUUUCAAAGCAAAGCAUGACAUUUCUGUGACUUCAUAGUUUUCAUUUUACACUUGUUAAAAAGUUGUAUACUUGUGCUUUCUGAAACUAAUAUAUACAGAGAUAUUUUUCCAGUAGUCCUUUGAAAUUCAAGGAUAUUUGUCUAUUUUUUAUCUUUUUCGACACCACUUAAUGAGAUCUACGUCGACAUAGUUUCUAAUGUUUUUAACAGAUUCUAAAAUACAUAGAUGCCUUUCUGAAUGUUUGUAUAGAGUUAUGGAAAAAUGAUGCGUGUUAAAUGUUGUCUGGGUAACUAAAUAAUAUACCCAGUAAGAAUACACCUGUGAGACGCUGCAAAAUGGGACACUACAAUAUAUUUUAAAAAAACGUGCCAGAAUUAAAAUUAUGCAGACUUUUCUGAAACCAGUUUCACAUCCGUCAUUAUUUUUUAACUCAUGCCCAUUUAUAUUUAGAGGAUAUUUUUGCAUCCUUUGGGUUCAUUAUUUGACACACUCCAAGUUUUAGAUUUUAUAUAUCAGUCAAGUGUUCCUGGUUAAUCCCAAGAUGAUGUCAGAUCCCCCAUACAGACCUGCGUCCAGUUCUUUUGGUUCUUUAUAUGAACACAGAUACCGAGUCGGCCGCAGCAAACAAUCCUCUCAACUUGGAUGGCUUUGUGAGUCCAUGUCACCCUCACGCAGUUACACAGAUCUUCCAUUUGAGUACAUCCUUUCUUCCAUUGCACAUCCCAUUUGAAGAGAGCUGAGGCCGAGUCAACCUGAAACCAUCUUGGGAUACCUUUCUAGGAACACUUUUCAUUCAUUACCUUUUUUCAUAUAUGUAUUACUUGAAUGCUAUUAGUGAUAGCUGUGUGGUCAUAUCCAGAUUUUUUUUUAUAAGAACACUCCCAAACCAUACACACAUCUGCAUGUGUAUUAUUUCUUUUAAAUUGGCAUUUACUGUCAUGGUAGAGCAGCACAUCUUCAUUUAGCUGCUCUUAAUUCCACUGAGUAUAUUUUUGUAUUUUCUCUCUGUGAAUCCAAUCCUACCAAAGUGCUCAAAAGAUGCAUCGACAUGUUUGAUACAGCACCAAUUUUGCAUGAAUGUAUGUAUUGUAUCAAAUUAUCAGUUGACAUUUGCCACUGAUUUUCUUUGCAAACUGAAAAAGAGCUUGAUGCUUUAUUUUGCCUAUAGUUAUUUUUCCACAACAAGUAUUUCUGUUCUGUAUAUCUCUAAAGUGUUUUACCUAUGUACAUCUUUUUAAUUUGUUUGCAUCACGUUCUUUUGAUAUAUCAUGAAUUUGCCUUGCAUGUUUUGCCAACCGUACAGAGGAUUUUUGGGGAUAAUGCUAAUGUAAAAUAAAGACAACAACGACUGUGCUGAUUAAAUUCGUUAGCAAUAUUUCAUUUUACAAACUAACUGGUUUGUUUUGCCUUUGGGUUUUGCUUUGAAUGAUGUGGUGAGUGGAUUAUGUUGUAAGUUCUGACCAGUAACACUAUGUUGUAAAUAAAUAUGCUCUGACCAGG
Messenger RNA from Cyclopterus lumpus (lumpfish), 19457 nucleotides. Its product is annotated as plectin-like. Gene Ontology annotation, molecular function: cadherin binding; ankyrin binding; structural constituent of cytoskeleton. Gene Ontology annotation, cellular component: hemidesmosome; cytoplasm; focal adhesion. NCBI's taxonomy places the organism in Eukaryota, Metazoa, Chordata, Actinopteri, Perciformes, Cyclopteridae. The record is from RefSeq and is a predicted model, not a curated record. Bases 383 to 17695 code for a protein of 5770 amino acids. The transcript has 37 exons. Gene Ontology annotation, biological process: intermediate filament cytoskeleton organization; hemidesmosome assembly; wound healing.